CCACCGCUCUUCACCAAUCGCAAUGCAGAACGCGGCCACGUGACAGACACACCCCCUGCCUUCGCGCCGGGAUUCUUGGGUUUCACGCGGCGGCUGCACGCAACACGCGCGAGCAUUUAAGCCCGCACGCCGCGCAGAAAACAGCAAACAUUCACACAUCUUCAAUCACAGGCGGGAGAUGAAUUAUUCACGCUUCAUCAAUGCAGUUAGCGCUGCGAGACGCACGUCUCCAAUCCGGGCUCUGACUGACCUGCAGCUGAAGGCUCCACCGGGCCUCAUCUCCCUGGCUACGGGGAUGCCAAACCCCAACACGUUCCCAUUCCUCGGGGUGAGCGUGGAGACACGGCAACUGCACAGGGAGAAGCUACCCGGACCAUCCCGUCUGAAUUUCGACACCAACACCGUUGCGAGGAUGCUGCAGUACUCGCCCACGGAUGGCAUCCCUGAGCUGAUUGACUGGUUCAAGCAGCUGCAGACAAGGGUUCACAACCCCCCGACGCGCAAAUUUGAAUCCACAGACACCGAGAUGACCGUGUGCAUCACCACAGGCAGCCAGGAGGCGAUUAGCAAGGUGUUUGAGAUGCUCAUCACCCCAGGCGACUAUGUGCUCAUGGACACGCCAACAUACCCGGGCACCCUCAUCGCCGUGGAGCCACUCGGCGCGCGUGUGCUGAGCGUUGCGGGCGAUGCACAGGGGAUGAUCCCAGCAGAUCUACGUCGCGUGCUCUCGCCAUGGUCUCCAUCAGACGCCCGCGUCCCUGCCUCAGGCAUCCCCCGUGUGCUCUGCACAGUCCCCAAUGGUGGUAACCCCACUGGAGCUUCGCUGAGCACCGACAGGAAACGAGAAAUAUACCGCAUUGCACAGGAGUAUGACCUCCUCAUCAUCGAAGACGACCCUUACUUUUACCUGCAGUUUAAAAAGCCCUGGAGUGAAUCUUUCCUCUCUAUGGAUGUUGAUGGAAGGGUCAUCCGCACAGAUUCCUUCUCCAAGAUCAUCUCCUCUGGCUUGCGUCUGGGUUUCUUGACGGGACCCAAAAAGUUGGUGAACCGAGUCAUCCUGCACAUGCAGACAUCGACCAUGCACACGUCCACCUUCUCACAGAUCUUGGUGUAUAAGCUUCUGGAGCAAUGGGGCAUAGAUGGCUUUCUCGACCACGUUGACAGUGUGGUGGAAUUUUACCGCUCUCAGAAAGAUGCAAUGGUCUCCUCCGCCCAGAAAUGGCUCACGGGUUUGGCUGAGUGGGAUUCGCCCCAGGCAGGAAUGUUCCUAUGGAUAAAAUUACUGGGGGUGGAAAAUUCACGAGACCUCAUCAUGAAGAAAGCCCUGGCAAAAGAGGUGUUGUUCGUGCCUGGAGGUGAUUUCUACCCUGGCUUGGAUGCAGUUUCCUCACACUUGCGUGCAUCGUUCUCAAUCACCAGCCCAAAGCUCAUCGAUACGGGUCUUCAAAGACUGGCUGAGCUUGUUAGAGAUGAGGUAAAAAAAGCGUGAUUUACUGUGCACGAGCGUGGAUGCAUACGCACACGAAUAAAAACAUGCCUUAAUAUUCACACAAACACACAGGUACAACAAGAACCAGAAUUUCCCACUACGUGGCGGUGAUGUUACCAGAGCGCUUGUGCCAUGCUAUGUGCACUUUAAGGCCACGGAUCGUGUCGAAUGCUCACUGCCAGGUCAUGGGUUGACUGAGAUGACUGGCAGAUGCACCACCUGUGCCCCCGAUUGCCACCCGGCGCUCUGCUCGUUGUUGUGAGCGUCACUCCUGUGCCCUCUGCUGUUUUUGGAUGGCGACUACCUUCAACUCCCCAGUCGCGUCCUUCGCGAGCAUCCUCCACAGAGGCCAAUCUUGACACUGCUGGUACCAGUCAUUGGCAAGUCCACUCAGCUCCAUAUCCUCUCAUAUCACAUAAUUCCACAUCUUCUCUCGCCAAUGCCACGCCCAUUUAGUCCUCUAUCUGCCCGAACAAAAUCUGUCUCGGCAUGCAGUGGCUAGACAUGCAAGCUACAUGACUCAGCCAAUGCAGCCUUGCCUGCCGAAGGAGCUCACCAAUGGGACUGUGUCUAGGUCUUUCAAGAAUUUGUGAUCUCACACAAUCCAGCCUGGUUAAACCCAGGAUGGAUUGUAGGCAGGCCAGCCUGAAUGUUUCUAACCACCAAAGAUGUUUUAAUAGGGGGGGGUCAACAUUGCGCAAGCAUAGAGAAGUGUAAGGGCAUAACUGUGGCGGAGAAUACGACCCAAAGCUUCGUUUGGAGUGACAAACCAGGUAGCUUCCACAGAGCGUUAUGCAGCCAAUGAAAAUAUGCCGCUCAACUGAUUCGGAGUGAGACCUCUGCUGUAAAACCAUAGCCAGUCAUAAGCACACUGCCCAGGUAUGGGAACAGCUCCACUCUCUCCACAACUCUCCCCAUCACCAAUGGGGAGUUGAGAGGGUGGAGUGUGUUUGAUGACACAAAAUACCCAGGCAGAUGCUUAGUUUUUAAGGGGCUGAUGGUAAGGCCCCACCUCUUAGUAGCAUGCUCCAGGUUAAGCAGCACCGCCAACUUCUUCUCUGAGUGAGCAGCAAUCACCAGAUCAUCAGAAUACUUAACAUGGAUGCCAUCGCUUGACUGCACCCGGGCAUUGAUAAGUCUCCCAUUGUAUCUGAACCAGAUGGAAAUUCCUCCGGUAGAGCCAUAGAAGGCUUCUUGAACUACGUGGUUUAAAAAUGUCAAAUAAUGUAGGCACCAGAGGAUAUCCCUCUUGCAGCCCAAGGUAAACAGAGAAUGGCUCUGACUCCCUGUGAUGUAGCUUUACCUGGGCCUGUCCACCAUCAUAAAGGUCCUUAAUGAUUGUGAGUAGUCAGGAACUCUGAAAGCACGAACAACCCAGAGCCCAGGCCUAUUGUUGGUAUCAUAGCCC
Molecule: messenger RNA, 2897 nt
Organism: Petromyzon marinus (sea lamprey)
Lineage: Eukaryota; Metazoa; Chordata; Hyperoartia; Petromyzontiformes; Petromyzontidae
Gene: AADAT
Product: aminoadipate aminotransferase
Biological process (GO): biosynthetic process
Molecular function (GO): pyridoxal phosphate binding; L-kynurenine:2-oxoglutarate transaminase activity
Source: RefSeq, a predicted model, not a curated record